Molecule: messenger RNA, 5775 nt
Organism: Oncorhynchus kisutch (coho salmon)
Lineage: Eukaryota; Metazoa; Chordata; Actinopteri; Salmoniformes; Salmonidae
Product: mucolipin-1-like
Exons: 14
Coding region: 232-2010 (592 amino acids)
Cellular component (GO): lysosomal membrane; plasma membrane
Molecular function (GO): NAADP-sensitive calcium-release channel activity
Source: RefSeq, a predicted model, not a curated record
GGCACAUGAGUCAUGUGAUCUCGUCUAAGGAAGUUAUGUCUUGUGCCGAUGCUGAACCUAUACUGUAAUUGCAAAACACAGAAAAACGUCGUCCUCAUGGCUAUCUUCUCAGACAGUUAAUUUCACGCCAACAAUAUACUCACGUUUUAUAACCGCUUUUAUUUGCCCUAUUUAUUCUGAGACAGUUCAGAUUUUAUGUCGCAUAUUUAUUUAUAGUUUCAAAACGUUUAGAUGGCUACAGCAACCGGCAAUUGCAACCACGGAAGCGCCCGUUCAGAGAAGGACAGGCUGGUUUCCUCUGUGUCUCCUCGCGGCUACGGCUCCAGCGACAGCAGCGGCGAGCACGUUCACCACAGAGACAGCCAUGGCAACCCCCGGUUGCCCACUGCGACGGCGGGGGGUUGGCUGGGGGCGGAGCAGGAAGAGGAGGCCCUGCGCAGGAAGCUCAAGUACUUCUUCAUGAGCCCAUGUGACAAGUUCCACGCCAAGGGCCGCAAGCCCUUCAAACUGGGCCUGCAGCUGCUCAAGAUUGUCAUUGUCACCGUGCAGCUGGUGUUGUUUGGCCUCAGCAACCAGAUGGUGGUGACGUUCAAGGAGGAGAACACCAUGUCCUUUAAGCACAUCUUCCUGAAGGACUAUAACGAGGGCCCCGACGACACGUUGGCCGUGUACACACAGAGCGACGUCUACGAACACAUCUUCUACGCCGUACACCAGUAUGUGGUGCUACCCGAGACCACGGUGGGACGCUAUGCGUACGUCUAUGGGGUCGGGGUGAACGGGAGUGCCCUCUCUCUCUGCCAGCAGUACUACAAGAAGGGCAGCAUCGAUCCCGCCAAUGAUACCUUCAACAUUGACCCUCGUGUUAUCACAGAUUGUGUGGGAGUUAACCCUCUGUCAGUCCCUCGAGCUCCUUUAGGCAGUGACUACAAGAACUUUACCCUAAAGUUCCACAAACUUAUAAACGUCACGAUACAGUUCCAACUAAAGGCCAUCAACAUUCAGACCAUCAUCAACAACGAGAUUCCUGACUGUUACACCUUCUUCAUAACAAUAGUCCUGGAUAACAAGGCUCACAGUGGGAAAGUAAGGAUCAGUCUGGAAAACCAGGCUUUUAUAGAGGAGUGUAAAGACCCCAGUGUGUCUGGGCACGCGGAGAACUACACGCGCCUACCGUUUGACGUGGUGGUGGCGAUUGUUUGUAUGCUGUCCCUGCUGCUGUGUGGCCGCUCCAUACUCCGCGGCAUCAUACUACAGGCUGAGUUUGUCGAGUUCUUCAAGACUAACCUGGGCCGGAAAGUCAGCUGGGAUGAAAGGAUGGAAUUCAUCAAUGGCUGGUACAUCCUGCUCAUCAUCAGUGACGUUCUUACCAUCAUCGGCAGCGCCAUUAAGAUCGGCAUAGAGUCCAAGAAUAUGUCAUUGUAUGAUGAGUGUGGCAUCCUGUUGGGGACCUCCACCUUGUUGGUGUGGGUCGGAGUCAUUCGCUACCUCAGCUUCUUCCAGAAGUACAAUAUCCUGAUCGUGACCUUGCGAGCUGCGUUCCCCAACGUGAUCCGGUUCUGCUGCUGUGUGGCUGUCAUCUACCUGGGCUACUGCUUCUGUGGCUGGAUCGUGCUGGGGCCCUAUCACGUCAAGUUCCGCUCUCUCUCCAUGGUGUCGGAGUGCCUGUUCUCGCUGAUCAACGGCGACGACAUGUUUGUGACCUUCUCAAAGAUGCAGGAGAGCAGCACACUGGUGUGGGUGUUCAGCCAGGUCUACCUGUACACCUUCAUCUCCCUCUUCAUCUACAUGGUACUGUCGCUCUUCAUCGCCCUCAUCACCGGCGCCUAUGAAACCAUCAAGCACCAAACCCAGGAGCCCUACCACAUUACGGACCUGCACGCCUUCAUCGCAGAGUGCACUGACACGCCCAGCUCGGGCAUGUACCGGGGCCUCGAGACCUCGCCCUGCUCCUUCUUCUGCUGCUGUGACAGAACGACAACAUACGAGGAUGUCCUUUUGGUGAACUGACUGGGAUGGGGUGUCUGAACCUACAGCGCUCUCUGCUGGCCGGAGCGCCACACUGCAUCCAGAUUUUCAUUGUCCUUACCAUCAAAUCUAGGUCAUGCAUGAGCACUUACUUGAAUGAGGAGCCUCAGUUCAACCGUAUACAGACAGAGGACUAUGAGCUGAAAGCCUAAUCUUUUUUUGAUUGGAUUCAUUGGCCAGACCUCCUGCAUUGUGUGAAUGUUAUAGGGAUGUUGCCUGGAUGUUACACAGUAACAUACAGCUCAACACAGCAUUCCCCACACAGAAAGAGAACAACAGUAUUUGACCAAAAAUCUGGAUAUUUGCACAAUCCAUACAUGCUGAGGACCAUAGUGCAAUGUGAAAUGUCUUGUUAGCACUAAUGCUAACGUUUAGCUGCUUUUAAUUGUUUUACAUGGGUUUUUAGGUGUUCAGUAAGUUGCACAAAGGAAAAGAACUGGACAGAGCAUGUUUUUUUUUAUAUCAGAAGUUCUGGUUAUAUAUGAAGGGGAUGACAAUGACAUGCGUACUUCAUACUAGGCCAGAGACAGCUCUGGAGUAGCAUUCACACUGUCCAUAAAAGGAGAGGGCACUUAAGCCCAAGUCACAUGACUCACCCAAGAACAUCAUUGCCCUGUCAUGAGGCGCAAGCCCAGCAAGAACUGCUGAGAGCAAGGCUGGCUUCGCCGCAGUGCAUUGUGGUCACCACCGCUGCUCUCAAGUGUGCAAGUACAUUGAACUUAAACCCUGCACUGCGCCUGGACCCAAUGGCUCACUCAAUAGCCUUAAUCUUUGCUCAGAUGUACAAAUCUCCUGCCUAAUAGGCCGUGUUUAGACAGGCAGUCCAAUUCUGAUCUUUUUUUCCACUAAUUGGUCUUUUGACCAAUCACAUCAGAUCUUUUUCAGAGUUUAUCUGUUUUUUUUUUAAAUUUUAAAUACAGAUUAGUAGAAAUAAGAUAAGAAUUGAGCUUCCUGUCCAAACGCAGCCAUUGUAUUUCAGAGUUUAAGACCGAUCAGUUAAAAAACCUGUACUCACACCCGGGUGCUGGGUCUGGUCUCCAGGAACAAUAUCCAUAGAAUUGUUCUAUAGUUUAAGUUGGACACAUAAAGAGCUGCAGUGCAUCAUCUCAAUCACACAUACAGUUUCAGUAGGUGUUAAUCCGAUGACACAGCAAACAGGGUAAACGUCAGCGCUAUUGUUGAUUUGUACGUGUCAAGUUGUACACUGUACAUGUCCUGUUCACGAUGCACAAAAUGAUGCUGCUUCAUCAGAGUUCAUUUGGAAGGGGACCCGUAGUGAAUUAGUCAAAUCCACUCCGAGUCUCACAAAGACCCACUAACCCAAUACCCACCAUGCCACAACAUUCCGGUCGCAAUGGUAAUGUGACUUUCCAAUUUUGGCUGACCUGAAUGUAACUUCCUUAAAUGAGGAAACUACAUGAUUGGAAAAUGGAGAGUUCAUCUAUUUUUGGGGGGGUGAAUUUUUUAAAAGGCCUAAGCUCCAGUCAUGGACAAUAUGGAUGGAUAACUGCAGAUUGUAUCCGACUGGUCUAAAGAACAAAGACUGCCAGCGAGUAACGAGGAGAGGAUAACGAGCAGGCAGGACAGCUAAACGAGGCCAGAGGGAUGGGGUAUUUGCGAGCACUGCAGUAAUGCCUGUUAUGUUGACCCAGAAGAAUGCUCUUACAUAUGUUUCGUUCCCAUUCUGUUUUAUGCCUCAUAAUGAUGCCUAAUUUAAAACUAGCCAAUUGCUUUGUCCUAGUGAAAGUUUAAAUUAUUUUUAUUUUUUAUUUUUUAUGUUGGGUUGUUGCGGUAUCUAGAGAGAAACGCCUAAGGGGAGUGUGGUCUUCAGGUUCAGACUCCAGAAAGUGGUCAUGAAUUGAGCUUUGUACUCCAGUCACUAUUGAAGAAGAAAAAAUCAUAUAUUUUUUAAUAUGUUAUAGGCCUGCUUCCAUUACGGUCCCCAGCUACUUCUAAAAGUGAACCUUUUGUCGUUUUGAUAGAUUCCAAAGAACCAAGGUGUAGGCAAAGUUUAUAUAGGAGUAUAACCUCCCAAAUAGGCUAAAAGCAGAGCUUUCGCCAUAUCCGUUCUUUAGGAUCUGAGAACACCAAAGGGCUGGAGCCUACGAGAAGUGGCUAGGGGCCGAAAUGGUACAGGGCCAUAGCCUGUCUGUUAGUGAGGAGUCAUGUAGCUCUUAUUUGAAUGGUCAUAUAGUACAUUUAAAUUAAAUGUAUGUUCUUAACUAAGCAGUACACCAACAGGAUUUGUUUUUGGCCUUGCGUUUGUAUAUUGUAGUAUUAGACACUUAGAUGUCCUGUCCAAGCAGUCUGUAGACAUUUAUACAGUUCAUUGUGUAAUCUUUUUUUUUAUGUUGAUUGUACUUGAACAUUGUUUUGAGUAUGUUGGAUCUCUGUGCCACACUCAGUACGAAGCCAAACCACUGAUGAUUAAAUGCCUGUUUGUUCACCUGGCUGGAAAUACUUUGGAGAAGGAGGAGGUGGCAAAUGCUUUGGGCUGCAUCCCAAUUCUCCACCCUUCUCUCAAAGUCUGCACUUGCAUGCAUCAAUGGAUUUAAAAGCAAUGGAUUGGUGUAAUCGUUGGCAAGAGGGAAUUUCCUCUUGUUAAGUCUGUGACGGGAAGUGUGCAAAUGCAAUUUUCUUUAUAAAGGGUGAAGAAUCAGGACGCAUCAAUACUUUGGUUUCUUCACCAUUUGAUUUAGAUCCAAACAAAGCCGGUCAAAUUGUCUGCUUUGUUUGUGUUUGAGUUAUAUAUUAUUUGCAGGAAACUCUACUCUAGGCCCAUAGUCAAGCUUAUAUUAUAAAGUGUGUGACGGAAAAUCGUGAGUUUACCACAGGAUGUAAUUACCUGAAGUUACCAGAAGGGGGAAUACGGGCUUUUGCACCCCUCAGACUCGGACAGUAACAUCCUAAAGGAGGAGAAUAGACCACCUUACAUCUAAGUUCUGUUUAUUAGGUAGACAGAGACAAUAGGGAUCUAAUACAACCGAAGACUAAAUUAUAGUAUUAUAGUACAACAAAUACCAUAGGUACAUUUACACGAUUCAUGUAACAUUCGAUAUGCACAAAUUCGGCACAGUCCACAUAGCAAAACGGCGAUGGUAGAUCUCCUUACAUAGAACACAUGUGCCCAUAUCCUGGUAACACAGGAAGUUGGUGGCACCUUAAUUGGGGAGAACGGGGCUCGUGGUAAUGUUUGGACUGGAUUUAGUGGAAUGGUAUCAAACACAUGUUUUUGAUGCCAUUCCAUUUGCUCCUUUCCCGGCCAUUAUUAUGAGGCGUCCUCCCCUCAGCAGCCUCCACUGCUAAUGUACCUUUCCUAAGCAGCCUUUGGCGGCUGAUGCAGCACAUCAUCCCUUCCAGCCCACUAAACCGAAUAUCAUCAUCCAUUAUGUACUGUCCUGGCUGCCCAUCCUUUAGCUGAGCUCUUGGCCCAUGUCCAUCUCAGUGACUCACUCUUUGUUCUUGCACUCUAAUAGUCUGCUGGGUGUGUCCACUGUGUAUGUGCACACCACUUGAUGCUGGCGAUGAGUUUUCUUAUUUUUCUCCACACCAAUUACAAACACACACAUACGAACAACGACUUACAGACGCACACACAAGCGACGACGACUAUCUCCUCUGCCAGACCCGCGUGGUCUCGCCCCCGUCCCUCGUGCCUGCAUUAUUGUUUGCCACUUGGCCUUAAAUUGUACCAAUUAGAUUUUGUUUCUCAAUAUUUCAAUAAUAAAUCAUUUGAUUUCUCCCUUG